AUGUAUGAGGAAGUGCCUAUCGAACUCUCACAUGGAAGUUGGAAUAAGUCGGAAGAAGAUCUUGUAGGGGUUGCAUCUGGAAUUCUCGAUAUAAUAGAAAGUGUUUGGAGGAAUCCAGCGUUUGGGGAGAAGUUCGCAAAAUCUCAAAACGAAAGGACAUAUGUAACGGAUAUUAUAGUCCCUGUAGUGAAAGCUUCAUUUAAAAAACCACCAAUAAAGAGUUUCGCCUUCGUUAGCACAGCGGAACGACAGAGUAUAGCAAGUAAAGAUCGAAGGGGGAAGACUGGCAAGCGCCCCGAUAUUAUGUUCAUGGUAAAACGUGGGAGAAAAAUCUAUGAAUUAAUGUUUGCCGAAUGCUCUCGUCUUUUUUGUGAUAAAGAGAAGGAAGAAAAUGAUUGGGUGAAGUUAUGGAGACAAAUGAACGAUGGUAUGUAUUGGGUGCAUAAAGGUUGCAAGCCAAAAAAAGACGAGUUCGGAAUUAUUGGGAUACAAGUUGCUGGACAAAAGCUUCACCUGUACGUUCUCAUUCGGGAUGGAGAUGGGGUAGAUAAGCUUUUUAGACUACAUUCGGUGGAUAUCCCGAUACAAUUCACAGAUAGAGAUACUGUAUAUAAUUUUGUGGAGGCGUUGUUGCUAUUACGGAAAAUCCUAAUCGUUAACCUAUCUUUAUUAUUAAAUGCGGAUCGUGGUUUACAUGGAGAUAAAGAAGAUAGUUCGACAGUAUCAUCUCCCCCAUAUGACGAUUAG
Molecule: messenger RNA, 747 nt
Organism: Ambispora leptoticha
Lineage: Eukaryota; Fungi; Glomeromycota; Glomeromycetes; Archaeosporales; Ambisporaceae
Source: the annotation of a GenBank genome assembly